Molecule: messenger RNA, 1118 nt
Organism: Geodia barretti
Lineage: Eukaryota; Metazoa; Porifera; Demospongiae; Tetractinellida; Geodiidae
Source: the annotation of a GenBank genome assembly
CGGCGCGCUUGAUCAAUGGUGGCGCAGAUUGAGUUCCCACAAGUCCCGAUAUCCUCUGUGGCUUCUACUGACUAUAAAACUGGCGCUAUUUUCCAGUUUAUUCAAACAAGAGAGAAGGAGUUCUUUGUCGAUAUUCACCUCAGACUUCAGGAUCAUCCCAUUUGCAUCUGACUGCAAUGACUAAAGCCACGAGCUACCUCUGUCUGGUGCUUGUAGCACUAGCCCUCGUCUCCCCGAGUCUCUGCUACCCUCGCCAAAAUGGGAUACGUCGCCCUACAGGACCAGAAAACAGUAUGCCCGAAGCAAGUAUGCAAACACCAGACGUGCAGAAUUAUUUGGAACAACAGUAUAAACAAGACGAUCAGAAGGAAGAAGUAACUGAACAAGGGGCUACUAUCGAACUUCCUGCAGGUCUCAUAUUUGAUACUAACAGUAUCUACAUCCUUUUGGGUAACAAUGGCAGGUUUGUCAGUCGCAUCAGACGUGGUACCAUCGACUACAUGGAGGCUGAAAAAGUAUCAAUCGAUUAUUUCUGCCUUCUUCGCGCCAGUAUUCUCUAUAACGGCAAGCUAUCCUUGAAGUCUGACAACGGAAACAACAACUACCUCGGCCGUUACACUCGAGGUGGGGUGAACGACAUCGAGGCUGUUAAAGUCUCUAUCGAUGUAUAUAGCCAGUUUACGGUGGAAGUAGACAUUUCUGACGGCAUAGGGAAAGGAGCUAACUACAUCUAUUUGAAAGCUGACAAUGAUAAGUAUGUUGGGAUUAAAGAUCGCAGUGGCAGGAAUAAUCUUGAGGCCAGUUACGACACCCGGGUCCCCGCUACCCGCUUCACCCUUCUGGAAGUCUUUUAGACUCAAGACACAUUGAAACGGUGCAAAAAAUGAACAUGAGAAACUUUGUAGCUUAGUUUAGUUGUAGUUGCAGGAAACUGAAAAAACUCUGUUACGUAAUGCUGCUGUUUAGUUUGUUAUCUGUUAUUUAGAAUUUCACUGGUGACAUAUUUCGGCAGAAGAAGGGAGCACAUUACGUCUACAUAAUAUAAAGAGAGGACCUGGACAAACUCAGCUGCAUGGCCACAGCCAAUUAGCCAUAGCACUGCUACCACCGAGAUAUGU